ACGGCGGCUCCCGCCGCGCUGGGACGGGGGCUGCGGUCACCCCGUCACCGCGGGACACCUCCGGAGAAGGGGGGCGUCCCCUCCGCUCGGCCCUAGCGAGACCACGGCUGGAGUGCGGUGUCCGGUCCUGGGCUCCUCGGUACUAAAGGGACAAGGACCUACUGGAGAGGGUCCAGCGGAGGUGCCAAAGACGAUGAGGGGUCUGGACCAUCUCUCAUAUGAGGAGAGAAUGCGUGAGCUGGGCUUGUUUAGUCUACAGAAGACUGAGAGGUGAUUCAUUAAUGCAUAUAAAUAUCUCAAAGGUGGGUGCCGAGAGGACAGUGCCGGACUUUCCGGUGGUGCCCAGUGACAGGACAAGAAGCAAUGGCCAUAAACUUAAACACAAACUAACACACAAGAAGUUUCGCCUCAACAUGAGGAAGAACUUCCUUACGCUGAGGGUGGCAGAGAACUGGAACAGGCUGCCCAGGGAGCAGCCUGUCUGGAGACAUUCAAGACCCACCUGGACGAGUUCCUGUGCCACCUGCUCCGGUGACCCUGCCUUGGCAAGGGGGUUGGACUAAAUGAUCUCCACAGGUCCCUUCCAACCCCGAAAAUUCCGUGAUUCUGUGACCCGCGGGCUCCCAUCCCUUGCUCAGAGGGAGAAGCCGGGAACGCUCCUGCGCGGGCUCUGCUUUCCGGGGGAAGCGGCGGGACGGACACGGGUCACCGGCGGUUAUGGAGCGGCGGGAGCGGGAGGCGCUGGAGCUGGAGCGGCGGGAGCAGCAGGCCAUGGAGCGGCGGGAGCAGCCGGCGGUGGCGGUGGAGCGGCUGGACGGGGUGACGCGGGAGCGGUUCCUGCGGGACAUCUACCCGCGGAGAAAGCCAGUAGUUCUGACAGGAAUGGAACUGGGCCCUUGCACAACCAAAUGGACAGUAGAUUACUUGAGCCAAGCUGAAGGAUCUAAAGAAGUAAAGAUUCAUGUUUCCACAGUGCCACAGAUGGAUUUCCUCAGUAAGAACUUUGUGUAUAGAACUCUGCCUUUUGAUGUAUUUGUACGAAGAGCAGCUGAAGUCAACCACCAGGAGUACUUUCUUUCUGAGGAUGAAAAGUACUAUUUGCGAUCAGUGGGUGAAGAUGCUAGGAAGGACAUUGCAGAUAUCAGGAAGCAGUUUCCUGUUUUGGCAAAAGAUGUUCAAAUUCCAGAGUAUUUUGAGAAGGAACAGUUCUUCUCUAGUGUCUUCCGCAUCAGCUCAGCUGGAUUACAGUUAUGGACACAUUAUGAUGUAAUGGAUAACUUCUUAAUCCAAGUCACAGGGAAAAAACGAGUUGUUUUGUACAGUCCUCGAGAUGCACCAUAUUUAUAUUUAUCAGGUACUAAAUCAGAGGUGCUGGAUGUGGAUAACCCAGACAUGGAGAAAUAUCCCCUUUUUGUGAAAGCCAAGCGCUAUCAAUGUCUUCUGGAAGCUGGAGAUGUGUUAUUUAUUCCAGCUCUGGCACUGUGGGGCGUGUGAUCUGGUGAGGAUUUUGGAUGGUAGAGUUACUGGACCUUCUAGAAAUUUCUAAUCCUCUCUGGGGAAUGGAAAGACAAGUCCUUAUCACUUUUCUGAACAAGCAGAAAACAGAAAGCUCCUUCCUGGGCUGAGAUGACAAAUUCUGGUAAUCAGGGAAAAGCAUUUGAAUUACUCCUAUUGAACUACUCCUACUUGUUUCUGAUUUUAUUUUAACUCUUCAUGAGAUUGCGGCAGAUACUUACUCUGUCACUUUUAUAUUAUCUGGGCAAUGUAAACAGGUCAGUAAACAAAAAGGCAGUAGGUUUUUAGGAAGUUAUUCUAAAAUAGUUUCUUAGCCUCGGACUUGUUACUUAAUUUUGAACUUACCAUUUGUUUCUCUUCCUAAAGAAACUUUUGGUUACACUUAGAUAAUGGUGUGUCACACUGUUGCUGUGUUAGCAGGUUCAGAAGAGGGGCUGCUCCUGACUUCUCCAUAAUAACCACACACUUUUCUCAAAAAGCAUCUUUUUUGAGUGAUACGCAUUCCAGGUUGCUGACAAAGUCUUACCUUCAUCCCACACAUGCUUAUCAUUUGCUUACCUUUGAGUAUCUCUAUACUUCAGCAAGUGUUGCUUUCAUGUGAAGUUAUGGAUUGACGUAAACAUCUUGAGGAACUUCUUAACUUUGGUACAAUGCAAUAUAUUCAGGGAUGAAUAUUAAUAAAUAAACAAAAAAUAUGGUAGUUGAGGCUCUUCCUCAACUAGGUUUAGUUUGGGCAAUUCUGACACUUGUUAUGAGUCACAUGGAAGUUUUGGAUAGUAAUUUUUAUUUUAGACAUUCUUCU
Molecule: messenger RNA, 2317 nt
Organism: Lepidothrix coronata (blue-crowned manakin)
Lineage: Eukaryota; Metazoa; Chordata; Aves; Passeriformes; Pipridae
Gene: TYW5
Product: tRNA-yW synthesizing protein 5
Exons: 8
Coding region: 718-1494 (258 amino acids)
Biological process (GO): wybutosine biosynthetic process
Molecular function (GO): tRNA binding; 2-oxoglutarate-dependent dioxygenase activity
Source: RefSeq, a predicted model, not a curated record